UAUAUAUGUAUUUACACACGUUGCCAGGCAACUUACCGCGUACAUGGUUGAGCGGGGUUAUGAUUGUCGCCUGUGUUUGAUUUUGGCGGGGAUGUGCACGUGAAAAGUAUGAUACAUGUAUAUGUACUAUAGGUGUGUAAAAUAAUCAUUCGAGGAUUUGCUUUUCGGCUGUUCAGACGAGUUUUAUCUAAACUUUUCAUUUAAAUUCAAGAAUGAACUCGGACAGUUUAUAUGAGAUAAAAUCGUAUUUUGAUGCUAAGUUUGCAGAUUUUAAGAAAGAGAUAUGCAAAAGAAGUGUUGCCAAAACUCACAAAUCCAUUGUUUUGAAAAACAAAGGGAAUCAGAUUCAGUUGGAUCAUAACUGUGAGCUGUUGGAUUUCAUUGUUCAAAUUAGCGGACUGAUUGAGUCAGGGGAACACAGUGAGGCGCUUGAGUUGUGUAAAACUGCUAAGGAAAAGAUUGAACGUCGCAAUAAACUGAUAAAACUGGCAGACAAGUCACCUAGUGGUUGGUUGACUGUACACGAAUAUGAGCAAGACGAUUUAGCCAGCGAUGAUGAGGAUUCAAAGAGAAUUAAAAAGGCUGAGAAAGCAGCUGCGUCCAUUAUCAAACAGCGCAGUGAAGCAAAGAAAGCGAACAGAAGGUUCAUAAAUGGUAAGUAUAGUUUAGUCAGUUUAGUCUGCAAAACAAAUAAACAAGUGAUAGAGUGGAAAAACUAUGUUAAGGAUGUCUUAGAAUUUUGUGACAGAAAAAUAUAUGUUCAUGGUAAAAACAAAAGAUCUCUUUUUGGUUCUAGAAAGUUUAAGGGAUUUGUUUUGGCAGUUAAACGUGAUUCCAGAUCAUUAAAAUAAUUAUCACGUUGAAUUUGUAAUCAAGUAUUACCGGAAGGACUAUUUAGUUUCAUUGGUAGACGGUCGGAAGGACCAAAGUCUGGCCGGAAGGGCCUAAGUUUGGCCGGAAGGGCCUAAGUAUGGCCGGAAGGGCCCAAGUAUGACCGGAAGGGUCAGGAUAAUGCUUAUGUGCAAAAAAAACAAAACAAAAAAAAAAAAAAAAAAACCUAUUUCUGCAGAAAUGAUUGGAGAUAUGUUUUUAUUACAUGACAAAGAUAAUUGUUCUUUAUAUCAUUUAAGAUCAGUUUCAAUUGUAAUCAUAGGGUUUUCAGGAUUUUUGAUGAUCGGAGAACUGUUAAAUUUAAGAUGUACCGAUGUUACAUUCAAUGAUGAUUACUUAAGUUUGUACAUACGGUCUAGUAAAACUGAUCAGUUAAGUCGUGGUUCUUCAGUUGUUAUUUUAAAAUGAACUGUUGUUACAUGUCCAUAUACAACAUAACAAUUUUACUUUUCAAAUGCUGAUUUAUCAAAUGAUAGUGAAGAGCAUGUUUUUCGGUCUUUACCUUUAUGUAAGAAAACUAACUCUUUUAAAUUAAAGAAAGGAGGUUGCUUAUCUUAUACUCGAGUUAGGGAACUGUUACGUGAGAUGCUUGUCGAAGUAGGCUUAAAUUCUCAGCGUUUCUAAAAAUCUAGGAUUGUAAUUCAGUUUCGUUUCUGUUAAUAGCGUUAUUUGUCCCGUACUUUAAAAUUCGACGCUGGAACAAUCGCUCUUAGCCAAUUGCAUAUAAAUUGUUUAUUUGUUUUGUUGUAGUGUAGUAUAUGUAAGUUGAAGGGCUUAAGCUUGUAAAUGAUUUAUGCUCGGUUGAAAGAAUUGAAUUAGAGCAUAAAUGUAUUUACACACGUUGCCAGGCAACUUACCGCGUACAUGGUUGAGCGGGGUUAUGAUUGUCGCCUGUGUUUGAUUUUGGCGGGGAUGUGCACGUGAAAAGUAUGAUACAUGUAUAUGUACUAUAGGUGUGUAAAAUAAUCAUUCGAGGAUUUGAUUUUCGGCUGUUCAGACGAGUUUUAUCUAAACUUUACAUUAUUUAGAAAAUUGCGGUAGUUUAUGUAGAUUAUAAUGUUGUAAAAUACACGUUUUUUUCAAUCAUUGUGUAUAAAUAUAGUAUUUAAAAAUCAAUGCAUAUAUAAACAAUCUUGUUUUUCUAGUUUCAGAUUCUGAUGUAUGAUAUGCCAGGAAUGCUUGUUUAAAAAAAAAAUAGAUGUUUCGGGGGACGAGAAGACGUCCAUGCUGGUCUUGAGCCACAGGAUCUUCCCACCUCCCCCUCCUAAAAAAUAAGUAAAAGGAGUUAGGGUUGGGUGGCCUGCUCGCAGCAUCCCGAUUUAAGAGUUCAUGAAUAUAUUAUUUGAUUGUAUUUUUGUAUGUGUAUACUUUAUUGUAAAUUCAAACAUUGAAUAAAGGAGUGAUUAUUAUUUAAAUUUAAGAGGCAUUUUUCUUGUAAAUUUUUCUCGUUUUUGUUUUUGUAGAACAAUUAAAGUAACAGGAUCAUUUUAUCAAAUUACUAAUUA
Messenger RNA from Ruditapes philippinarum (Manila clam), 2396 nucleotides. RefSeq lists its product as uncharacterized. The record is from RefSeq and is a predicted model, not a curated record. Lineage: Eukaryota; Metazoa; Mollusca; Bivalvia; Venerida; Veneridae. The transcript has 2 exons. The coding region runs from base 213 to 851 and encodes 212 amino acids.